AUGGCCAGCCCCAGGAGGUCUCUCUUUCAGGGCCUGAGUGUGCUGCUCCUGGCCUGGGCUCUGGUACACUGCCAGGCCCCUCUGGAGCCCCAGAAGGAAGAGGAGGAGGAGGAAGAACCCAUGGAGGAGACAGAGACAGAGAUAGAGACCUUUACAGUCCCGGCUGUAGUGAAGGCCGAGCCGGUUGUAUGUCCAGGGGAAUGUACCUGUACAGAGGGAGUGGUGGACUGUGCUGGGGUAGACCUCAUGGACUUUCCUAGUGAGCUGUCUGAGAGCACACGGAUUCUCUCGCUGCAGGUGGGUCACACACACCCAACACAACACCUACAUUCUCUCCCUACAGUUGGGUCUCAGACAUCCAUUAGAUACAUCAGUCAGGUAGCACUAUUGAGUCAGACAUUGACAGACACUCCCAAUACCUGAUAGAUCUUGUUCCAGGUGGGUCACACACACCUAAAACCCGAUAGAUGUUUCUUUGUAGGAAUGAUUUAAGGUUUAAAGCACAUAAGUGAAUGCUGGACAUGUCCAGGGUAGGAGUACAUUUUCUCUAAGUCAAUCAAUAAUGAAUGAAUGAAGCAUUGCUGUUCUGCCAAUAAUACCUUUGCCUCCUCUUCGUCUCAGAACAACCAGAUAAAGAUAGUAACCAUUGAGGACCUGACACGUCUGCAGCAGUUGGAGACACUAAACCUGCAAAACAACUGUCUGACCACGCAAGGUAAAAACUAG
Molecule: messenger RNA, 726 nt
Organism: Coregonus sp. 'balchen'
Lineage: Eukaryota; Metazoa; Chordata; Actinopteri; Salmoniformes; Salmonidae
Source: the annotation of a GenBank genome assembly